Haliotis rufescens (red abalone) is the source of this 3446-nucleotide messenger RNA. RefSeq lists its product as uncharacterized. Bases 258 to 1064 code for a protein of 268 amino acids. The transcript is spliced from 5 exons. The record is from RefSeq and is a predicted model, not a curated record. NCBI's taxonomy places the organism in Eukaryota, Metazoa, Mollusca, Gastropoda, Lepetellida, Haliotidae.
AUUCGCACCCAGCGGGAAACUUAUCACGAAGCAACGCAUUGGGUUAUUUUGUAUUGAGUCAAACUGACAUUGUUAGAUGGUAAUAAUAGUGCAGGAAACUGACUUAUUUUGAACACACUUUCACAAGGCUCCAAAUAUAUAUAUUCAGUAUGGUUUCUGUUGAUGUAUGCUUUGAUGAAACCCGCGUAUUCAACACAUGCGGAGUUCGGGUUGUCAGCAUCAUGACGUGUCUCUGAAGAUUCAACUAUCGUACAGGAAUGUUGCUACUUGUGAGAAGGUCAUGUCCACAUGCAGCAAUAGUUCUUGUCUUGUUCCUAUUCUGCUUGAGGAUGCCGUUCAUUAAAGCUGAUCUCUUCUGUGAAGAAGUCGUCGAAUUAGGCGCCCCUGCAAAUCUGACAUGUAAUAUUAUGCAUGUCAGUAACGCCCAUUCCUACUCAACACCUCGUGGAAAUACUGCUGCUUCGUGUGACCUAUCAGAUGGAAAGUGUAUACAACUUGGUGACUUCAGCGCAUCUGUCAUCAACACCACAUGCAGUGUCCUGUCUAUACCCACUGUGCUGCAGUCACAUGGUGGGAAAUGGACAUGUAGUGUAGAUGCAAAUCAAGCUAACCAUGACACUUGUCACAUGACUGUUGCAAAGGCUCCUUCAUGUAACAUAACAUCAGACCAGAACACCAGUGGUCUAAGUGGCGAUGACGUCCUUGUGCGGACAGUGGUUACAGGCUAUUACUGUUCUCAAGUGACCCACCUUCAACUUCUGACCGGACGCACCGCAAGAAAUCUGAUGGAUACAACUGUCACUGACAUAACUGAUGAUGUGUUUGUCACUUCCGUCAGUGUAACAGAGCUAAUCUUUGCUGAUGUGAAGCUUAGGUUUACCUGUGGCACUCGGACCUGGGAUGUUUCUUGUGAUGGAGCAGAACACCUUCUCAAACGUGCCUCCGGUGUUGAAACAUCUGCAACCACUGCAAGUACAGACACCAACCUCAGUGCUGAGGCUACAACCAUUGUUGUCAGAAUUUCCUUUCUGAUACUCCUCCUGAUUAUCAUGUACACUGUGUGAGCUAUCUGUGGAGGGCGACAACACCCAUUAAAAGAUGUUGGUCCUCCUGAGAUGCCUGGAGGGCAAGCCAGGGUGAACAUGCUUAACCUGAAUUAGGUUAACUGUCAGAACAUCGUUGCGUGGACACACCUGCAGGGACAGAUGAGCCUGAUGUUGACAAGGAGCUGUAUGCAGUUUUGAAUAAAAACAAAGCCGAACCCCGACCUGAACUUCCCUGUGCAGCAGUUACAGCAGAGUGAAAGGUAGACCCAAAACACAUACUACGACGAAGAUUUAUUUAGAUAAUAAUUAUAUUUCAAAAAUACUUUUGAUGAAGUAGGAUUUUUACAGUUCAGAAACUGAAUGAAUUAUGUGUGUUGUUUUAGAUGAACAAUUGACUUGCCUUUGCAUGUGUUCGUGACGGAUGGUUCGUGACAGUAUGCGCUCAUCUUUUCGUGUACAUCUGGUGUCAUUAUUAUUUUGAUAGUGAUACAUAAACACAUGCUCAUGAAAUAGUCGGAACCGUAUGGUAAGGGUUUUACUGUGAAUCAGUCCUGCUCUUUUAUUUCAGAACACACGGUAAUAAGAUUUGUUUAUGAACAACUUUCUAGUUUUUCGAGGAUGUUCCUUUUACAUGCACUAGGCUGAUAUAAAUCUAGCGGAAGGAUCCAUUUAAUUGUGUAUAAAUGUUUAUUUCAUUCAAAUAAAUAAUGGAUGAUAGUAUGUGUUUAUGCAUAUUUUCAGUCUCACAAUGAUUUAGAAUGCAUGGCGACACGAAUACCGUAUUUGAUUGUUGUAGAAGACUGUGACGUCAUACGUUAUUCAAUGACGGCGCAGGUCAAAUCAGCUGUUAAGCAUAUCCUACUGUUGUAUACGAAAGGUUUCAGGUUUGUUGAUGUAAUUGGGGAGCUGAUAUGUUGCAGGAUAAUAAUUCUUUUUUCACACAGGACGUCACGUUUAUCCUUUGUUUGUAUCAGUGUGCCCAUACCUGUCAGGCUGCUUCUACCACUCUGUGUUGUCAUCUAAGUCGACAUCUCUGUAUGGAUGAAAUGAUGAUAUGUUAACUCAGCAUUCAAAAUGUUCCUUAAACCUGAAAACAUAUGUUUAUGGUCAUGUACAUACAUUAAUUGACUAUUCUCGCUGAAUGACUAUAACCAGAAUUAAACAUUAUUUACAAGGAAGUCGCCGGUCACAUGGUGAAACUUCAUAUUUCAAACAAUUCUCAAUGUGAACUUCUAGCUAUAAGGAAACUGGUCCAGAUGUGGAUUUUUGUCUUUUCUUUUCCUCAUUACCCGACACAAUUGCAAUGCAGUUGUGUCCAUAUUACACUCGUAUGACAAUGCCACUAUUCACAAAACAAUUAAAGAAGCACGUGCAUUGCCAUACACAUCAUAGCUCUUUUAAAGCGUAACUAUUGUUCCUCUGUUUGAACUUUUCUAACUGUGCCUCGUUUGGAUUCAUUGUGUUGAACAUAAUGUGUUGGCCUUGAGUCAAGUACAGUAAAGUACGUUUAUAACGAACACGCUUAUAACGAACUGACCUAUAUAACAAACUUAUUUUUUAGUCCCGACCAUUUGUUGUAUAAAUGCUGUAUAUAUGCCUAUAACGAACUACGGUUAUUACAAACUAAAAUAAGUGGUCCCUUUGAGUUCGUUAUAACCGUAGUUUACUGUAAUGUAAUUUUCGAACUGUCAGAGGAUGAAAAUUGGCUCAAUUAUUCGAACAGAUCAUGAACACAUCCCCCUGUUCAAUUGAUGAAUGACCACUUUCAAACAAAACAAUGGAAACAUAUUUUAGACACAAUCAGUGUCCUUUAUUAUAAGACGGGGAGGAAAGAAGACGGUACUCCGGGAAACAGUAAUACAUUUUCAGCAACUCUUUGAAGGUCGAACGACUUCAGCACAUCUCCAGCACAACUUUUAUUUCGUUUUCGAUGUAUUAUUUUUGCAUUUCCACAGUUAACAACGACACAACAUAUUGUCACAUUUCCACAGUUAACAACGACACAACAAAUUGUCACAUUUCCACAGUUAACAACGACACAACAUAUUUUCACAAUUAACAAGAACUCAACAUAUUGUCACAUUUUAAUAGUUAACGACACAACAUAUUUUCACAUUUUUACAGUUAACCACACAACAGAAUACACAUUUCCACAGUUAACAACGACACAACAUAUUGUCACAUUUCCACAGUUAACAACGACACAACAUAUUGUCACAUUUCCACAGUAAACGACACAACAUGUUGUCACAUUUUCACAGUUAACGACACAACAUAUUUUCACAUUUUCACAGUUAAAGACACAACAUAUUGUCACAUUUCCACAGUUAACGACACAACAUGUUGUCACAUUUUCACAGUUAACAACGACACAACAUAUUGUCACAUUUUUACAGUUAA